AUGAUUACUCAUAUAAUAGCUCUUAUAUUUAAGAACUUUUACCUUUGGAAGAGAGAAUUGAAAGGAACGUUCUGUGAAAUAUUCACUCCCUUGAUUUUUGUCUUUAUCCUAUAUAUUUUCAUGUCUCAAUCUGAUAAUUAUGAAGUCAGUUAAACAAGCUAUCUAAAUUAGGCUGUUACUCUUACACCAGGAUGGGAUUCAUCACUUAUUAGUAAUGGGAUUUAUAGCACUAUCAAAGAUUGCUCGGAUCCUAAAAUAGGUGGAAAAAUUGGGAUUGCCCCAAAUAUACCUUUGACCUAAAAACUAUCAUCGAUAUUAUAAGAAUAUCCAGGCAUAUAAGUAGAGUUUUUUGAUUCAUAAGAUUAAUUUGUAAACCAUAUCAAAUCAUCUGAUUAUCCAUUCUCUAAUCCUCCUCAAAUUUGUUUUGGAAUUCUUUUCAGCAGUUGGACUGAUGGAGUUUAUGAAUAUACUUUAUCAUAUAAUUUAACUGAGUCUUAAGAUAUUCCAAGAAAAUAUAGAACAGACUACAUAGACUUUGAAUAAAAUGAUUAAUUUCUUAAGUAUAUUAAUUCUGGUUUUACAAGAAUAGUUAAUUGGAUUGAUAACAUCAUACUACAGUAAGAAAGUGGAAAUCCAAAUAUUCAAAUUGAACCUAAUAUUACUAUCAUGCAAACAGAGUCAUACUAAAAAUCAAAUUUAUAUACUUAUGCUGGCAAUUUUAUAAACAUCUUUAUUGUAAUCCCUAUGAUAGUUCCUUAUUUGAGACUAUCAUCUCGAAUUCUUCAUGAAAAAGAAAAAAGAAUUAGAGAAGGAAUGAUGAUGAUGGGUCUCGGAAAAAUUGCCUUCUAUGCUAGCUGGUUUAUAACAUAUCUUUUUGUCUACGCUUUUAUUUCAUUAUUGGUUAGUGCAGGAUUAAAAAUCUAUUUUUUUACAACACCUGACUUUGAAGUUAUUUAUGUCUUGCAUUUUGCUUAUGGUGCCUGCCUUUUAGCUCAGAGUUUAUUUAUAACGGUUUUCUUUCAUAAACAAAGAACAGGAAUUAUUGGAGCAACAUUCCUUUUCCUCUUUUAAUUUUUGUAAACUUUCAAUCAAGGAAGUCCUGAAACUUUAAAUAACAGUGCAUACUAAGCUUAAGCUUUUAUUGUUUUUAAUGCAAUAACAUAAGCAAUGAGAAUACUUGUGAUUUACCAAUCUAGAAAUGAGCAUGUUAAUAUGGAUAUGCUCAGCCAGCUCUGCAAUAGAUCGAAGCUUAUUUACUCAAUUAAUUCAAGUUGGAUUAGUUUUAUUGUUUAUUUUGUUCUUUUCUUAUAUUUAGAUCAAGUAAUUUCUAAUGAGUUUGGAUAAAGAAAGCACUGGCUUUUCUUUAUUGGAUGUAAACUAAAUAAUAAAAAUUAGAAAAAACAACAAACAAAAGUAUGUGCUGAUUAAGAAGCAUAGUCUAAUGUUAAUGAAACAGUAGAUAUUUCUUUAUAAAAUCAGGAAGGGUAGAACAAAACAAUCAAGAUAGAGAAUCUAUCAAAAGAAUUCAAAACAGAGGGUGUACUCAAAAGAGCUGUUGACUAAAUCAACUUGUAAAUGUAUUCAGGUUAGGUUUUUUCUUUUUUAGGACACAAUGGUGCAGGAAAAUCUACAACUAUAUCUAUGCUAACUGGAAUGAUUCCUCCUACUUCUGGAACAGCCUAUAUCAAAGGUUUAGAAAUUACAAAAGAUAUGGAUAAGAUUAGAUCUAUUUUAGGUGUAUGCCCACAGCAUGAUAUAUUAUUUGACUCACUAACUGUUAAAGAACAUCUUUAUCUAUUUGCUGUAUUGAAAGGAAUACCAUUUAGAGAAAUAUCAAAUGCUGUUGAAAAAAUUAUUAAAGACGUAGAUUUAGUAGAAAAAACGAAUUCUUUAAGCUCCAGUCUCUCAGGAGGAUAAAAAAGAAAACUUUCUGUUGCAAUAGCUUUUAUAGGUGAAAGCUAAGUAGUUUUGCUGGAUGAACCUACAAGUGGUAUGGAUGUACAAGCUAGAAGACACAUUUGGGAAAUGGUCAAGAACUACAAACAGUAAAAAAUUAUCAUACUCACUACUCAUUUUAUGGACGAAGCAGAUUAUCUUGGAGAUAGAAUAGGAAUUAUUUCUGAUGGAUAAGUUAAAUGUGUCGGUUCUAGUGUUUUCUUGAAAGAAAAAUUUGGAAAUGGAUACAACUUAACUUUAGUAAAAGAAUAAAACACAACUCCUUCUGAGCCAAUAGUACAUUUUAUCAAUCAUCAUUUUCCAGAAAGCAGCUUAAUCAGUGAUUACUCUGCUGAGAUAGCUUUCUAAAUACCCUAUAAAUAUAUUCCUCAGUUUGAAUAGAUGUUUAAUGAAAUAGAGAGAUUAAAACACUAAUUAAAAAUAAGAUCAUAUGGAGUUUCAAUAACUACUUUAGAGGAAGUUUUUCUAAAGGUGGCAAGUAUGAACGACAAUCAUAUUGUAUAACCUCAUAAGGCAUAAUAAAAAAAUCAAUAUUAAGAUAUUGAAAAUUAAGAUGAUCAAAAAUUUAUUGAAAGAAUAACAGACCCCUCUUUACUAUUUUUUACUCAUUUUUGGGCCCUAAUUAAGAAAAGAAUACAUUACUUUAAAAGAGAUAAGAAAGGCUUAUGCUGUGAAUUGAUCCUACCUAUCAUUUUAAUUGCAUUUGGUUUAUAUACAGCAUAUGCAUCUAAAUUUAAGGAUUGGAAAUCGUAUGAACUUAACCCAACAAUAUUUUUUGAUGAAAAGCCUAAAAUUUAUUAUGGAAGCUCAUUACCACCUUCUAAUUAUUAAUCAAUAAUAAAUAAUUUUCAAAAAUACGACGAUACCUCAUUUGAUCAAAUACAAAAUGUUAAUAGUAUCCUAUCAUUUGAUAAUUCCUUAUUAUAAGACAAGACAACUGAAGUAAAAUUUGGAUAUUAUUUACAAAAUACUCAAGGAAAUAAUAUUCAAUACACUGCUUUUGUUAAUACUGUUAGCUUAGAUGGUAUUCCUAUGUCUAUCCAUCUUAUGAACAAUGCAAUUAUUAAAAGUGUAACUGGAAAAUAAAUUCAAAUAAACGUAAAUAAUAAACCACUUGCUAUUACGGCCAGCACCAAAAAUCUUAUUGGUAUAGUUUAGGGAGUUAAUUCAGUCUUGUUCUUUUCAAUGGGUAUUUCUUUUAUCCCUGCUAGCAUUAUUUCUUUUAUUGUGAGAGAAAGAGCUGAACAUAUCAAGCAUUAAUAGAUUGUCAGUGGUGUUACUCUUAAAGCAUAUUGGAUUUCAAACUUUUUCAUAGACUACAUUAAGUUUUUGAUUCCAACAAUAAGUAGCUACUUCUUAGCAUAUGCUUAUUAGAUAGAUUCAAUGACUGAAGAUGGCAACUAUAUAUACUUUGUUAUACUUUUUAUUUUUUAUGGAUUGAGUCUAAUACCUUUUACCUAUCUAUUCUCGUUCUUACAUUCAGACUAUGGAAACGCAUAGAUCAUACAAUUUUUUAUUCAUUUUAUGAUUGGAGGGGUUGGAGCUGUAAUUGUAGUUAUCCUGCGCUUUUUUGACUCAACUCAUUCAGUUGGUGACAUAAUCGCCUGGGUAUUAAGAAUAUUUCCAAGCUUUGCAGUGUAUGAUGGAUUUAACAAUAUUGCUAGUAGAAAGUUUAUUUAAUAUUAAUAAAAUCUAAAUAAGGAACCUCCUCAAGUAGAUUUCAAUGUAAUGGGUGCUGAUCUUAUGUUUUUAAUCCUUUCUUUCUUUUUGUUUACAGGAAUGAUUAUUUUUAUUGAAAAAUACAGAAAUAGAAAAAGUGUUUUUGAUUCAAAUAUUUAAGAUAAAUAUCCUUAUGUGAAGCCUAAUUAUGUUGAUUCUGAUGUUGAAGAAGAAAUUAGUAUACUUCAAGAUAGUAAUCCAAAAGAUUUUACUGUUCUUGUUAGAAACUUACGUAAAGUAUUCCCACCAACUGGAGGUUCUUCAACAGAAAAGCCAAAGAUUGCUGUAGAUAAUCUUAACUUUGGUGUUAAAACAGGUGAUGUAUUCUGCUUUUUAGGAGUAAAUGGAGCUGGAAAAACUACUACUAUGCGUAUGCUCACUGGAGAAGAGACAAUAGGCUCAGGUGAUGCAUAUAUACAGGGAUGUAAAAUUCCUGAAUAAAUAUCUGAAGCAUAGCAAUAUAUAGGAUAUUGUCCUUAAUUUGAUGCCUUGUUAGAUAAUUUGACAGCUAGAGAACACUUAGAGUUAUUUGCUGCUAUAAAAGGAAUUCGUCCUGAUUAAAGAGAGUAAGCUGUUAAUGAAAAGCUUGAUGAGUUAAACCUCAGAAAAUUUGAGAAUGUAGUAGCACGUACUUAUUCAGGAGGUAAUAAGAGAAAGCUAAGUGUAGCGAUUGCAAUGCUUGGAAACCCUCCUAUUGCAUUCUUGGAUGAGCCUUCAACUGGUAUGGAUCCUGGAAACCGUCGUUUUAUGUGGAAUGUGAUAAGCGAUAUGGCUGCAAAUAAAAAGAAAACUUCUAUAAUUUUGACAACUCAUUCUAUGGAGGAAGCUGAAGCAUUAGGAACAAAAGUAGGAAUAGUAAUUGGUGGCAAUUUUAAGUGUAUGGGAAGUAUUUAGCACUUAAAAAACAAAUUUGGAAAAGGAUAUGAAAUUUCUAUUAAAAGUAAUGUUCCUACUAUAGAUUAAUUACAAAAGAUGGCAGGAGGAUUAAGUUUGAAUACUAUUAUUGAAAAAUAGAAUUUAUGUAAAAUGCUUGAUUAAAUUAAAUAUAGCUAGUUUAAUGAUUAAAUUAAAGAAGGAAAAUUUGGAUCUAGUAUUUACUUUUAAUUGAAUUCUAAAAAAUGUAAUUAAGUUGAACUUGCUGUUUUGAUAGAAUCCAUAUAUAAUUUUAACACAUAAUAAAGAAUAGAGCAAUUUUUGUCUUAGAAUUUCAAUAGAUAUGAGAUCUUAGAAGGUCUAAAUAAUUAUAUAAAAGUGAGAGUAUAAUGUGAAUAAAAUUUGGGUUACUUAUUUGGAAUAAUGAAUAGAUACCAAAACGAGCUAAAUAUAUGUUCAUAUACAAUAUCAUAGACUACACUUGAAUAAAUAUUUCAUGAUAUAGCUAAUCAUGAAAUAAAAACAAAAAUUUAAGAUAAUAAUUCAAACUCUAUUAAUAUUGAAAGAAUAAGUAAUAAUUAAUUAUAAACUUCAUCUAUUAACAAACAAAUUAAUUUUUAGGAUUAAAUUAUCUAAUAUCCUCUCUUGAAUAAUUCAUUCUAACCUAUUCAAAUUAAUCACGUUUAAAUACAUUAAUUUAAGCAAUAAAAGAAAUGA
This is a messenger RNA of Tetrahymena thermophila SB210, 5265 nucleotides long. RefSeq names its product ABC transporter family protein. Gene Ontology annotation, cellular component: membrane; intracellular membrane-bounded organelle. Lineage: Eukaryota; Ciliophora; Oligohymenophorea; Hymenostomatida; Tetrahymenidae. Gene Ontology annotation, biological process: lipid transport; transmembrane transport. The record is from RefSeq and is a predicted model, not a curated record. Gene Ontology annotation, molecular function: ATP hydrolysis activity; lipid carrier activity; ATP binding. The transcript has 7 exons.